CCCAAAUUGCAAAUGGGAAAGCUGACGACAAUCGAAUUCGAAGGAAGGAACGAAGCUUACGAUAGAAGGAGGCUUCGAAGAGAGAUUCCAACACACUCUCUCUCUCACUCACUCCACUCUCACCCAGCGGCGCCAAUGCACGUGUAUAAAUAGAGACAAAAGCGACAGCGAAAGGGAAGAACUAUGGCGAGCCCAGCGAAGCCAUGGAAAGCGGAGUAUGCGAAGUCGGCGAGAUCCUCUUGCAAAACCUGCAAGUCCCCCAUCGACAAGGAAAGGUUCAGGCUUGGAAAGAUGGUUCAGGCUACCCAAUUCGACGGCUUCAUUCCUAUGUGGCAUCAUGCUGAAUGCGUACUGAAGAAAGCUAACCAGAUAAAAUCCCCUGAUGAUGUUGGAGGUAUAGAAUUGCUUCGAUGGGAAGACCAACAGAAGAUAAGGAAAUAUUUAGAGGGUGGUGGAUCUCAAGCUACCUCUGCCCCUACUGUAAUGGAAUGCAGUAUUGAAGUUUCACAAACUUCCCGAGCCACUUGUCGUCGUUGCAAUCAAAAGAUUAUGAAAGGAGAGGUACGUAUAUCAAUGAAGCCUGAAGGUCAAGGUGCGAGAGGCUUGGCAUGGCACCACGCAAAUUGUUUCAUGGAACUGUCACCAACCACACAAGUGGAGAAAUUGUCAGGAUGGAGUACCCUUCCAGGCUCUGAUCAGGCAGCUGUUCUUGCCAUGUUUGAGAAGGUUCCAUCUUCCAAAAAAGGUGGGUAAAAAAAUUGAGAUAGAGAUGAUAAAGAAUCAUCAAAAGGUGGAGCAAAACGUAAAAGACCCGUGAAUGAUGAUCAAAAGUCAAAACUUUCUAAAGUUGAAUCUGGUGCAUCAGUGAGCAAGUCGUCAUCUGAAAAGACUGCUGCUGAGCCCCUGGACAAACAUCCUAAAGCAUCUAAUUUGGAGAUUCAGCUGGAGGCCCAAGCAAAAGAAAUAUGGGCUCUAAAAGAUGAUCUCAAGAAGCACGUGACAACCGUGGAAUUGAGAGAGAUGCUUGAUGCUAAUGAUCAAGAUUCAACUGGAUCAGAACUUGACCUGCGAGACCGUUGUGCUGAUGGAAUGCUUUUUGGAGCACCUAAACCCUGCCCAUUGUGCUCUGGUCAUCUACAUUAUUCAGGAGGCAUGUACAGAUGUGGUGGGUUCCUAUCAGCAUGGAGCAAGUGUUCAUACUCUAACACUGAGCCUGAACGUGUCAAAGGGAAGUGGAAAAUCCCUGAGGGAACUAGCAACAGUUAUCUCUGCAAGUGGUUUAAAGCACAAAAGGCAAAGAAACCUUCUCGGGUGUUGCCUCAGCCUUCUUCCAAUAUGUCUCCUGGAAAACACACUGUUAAUGGACAAACUCUGUCAUCAAAGGGUGAAAAGUUGGAAGAUCUGAAGGUUGCUAUUGUUGGAUUACCCAAGGAGUCGAUGGAUGAAUGGAAGGCCAAAAUUGAGGGUGCUGGUGGGCAGGUUCACACUAAGAUAAAAAAAGAUACAAACUGCUUAGUUGUGAGUGGAGUGCUGGAUGAUAAAGGUGCUGACAUGAGGAAGGCAAGGAGGAUGAAAUUACCUAUUGUUAGAGAGGAUUAUCUGGUGGACUCUAUUAGAAGACAGAAAAAGCUUCCUUUUGAUUUGUACAAAAUUGAAGCCAUUGGUGAAGCCUCUAGCAUGGUCACUGUAAAAGUGAAAGGGCGGAGUGCUGUGCAUGAAUCUUCAGGGUUGCAAGAUUCUGGCCACAUCCUUGAAGAUGGGAAAAGUAUAUAUAAUACAACUCUGAGCAUGUCUGACCUUUCAACUGGCGUUAACAGCUACUACAUUCUUCAAAUCAUACAAGAAGAUCAAGGUUCAGGUUGUUAUGUAUUUCGCAAAUGGGGUCGUGUUGGGAAUGACAAAAUUGGAGGGAAAAAACUUGAUGAUAUGCCAAAAUCAGAUGCAAUUAGAGAAUUCAAGCGCCUCUUCCUUGAGAAAACCGGGAACCCAUGGGAAGCAUGGGAAGAAAAGAAAAAUUUUCAGAAGCAGCCUGGCAGAUUCUUCCCAUUGGACAUUGAUUAUGGGGUCAAUAAAGAUGUCUCUAAGAAGAAAAAUCUAAGUUAUGCCGGAAGCCAACUUGCUUCGCCAUUGGUAGAAUUGAUGAAGAUGCUUUUUAAUGUGGAAGCAUACAGGGCUGCCAUGAUGGAAUUUGAGAUCAAUAUGUCAGAAAUGCCACUUGGGAAGCUUAGCAAAAGUAAUAUCCAAAAAGGGUUUGAGGCCUUAACAGAGAUACAGAAUCUACUGAGUAGUAAUGAGCUUGACCUGUCUUACAAAGAAAGCCUGAUUGUUGAUGCAAGCAAUCGCUUUUUCACUGUGAUUCCUUCUAUCCAUCCCCAUGUGAUUAGAGAUGAGGAUGAUUUUAAGUCAAAGGUGAAAAUGUUGGAAGCUCUCCAAGACAUUGAAAUAGCUUCUAGACUAGUAGGUUUUGAUGUUGAUGACGACGAGUCCCUUGAUGAAAAAUAUAUGAAGCUCCACUGUGAUAUUACUCCACUUCCUCAUGAUAGCGAAGAUUAUCGGUUGAUUGAGAAGUAUCUUAACACUACUCAUGCCCCUACACAUACAGAUUGGGCUCUUGAAUUGGAAGAAGUAUUUUCAUUGGAAAGAGAAGGGGAAAUUGAUAAGUUUGCUCCCUACCGAGAAAAACUGGGGAACAGACUACUUCUAUGGCAUGGUUCUCGGUUGACAAAUUUUGUGGGUAUACUUAGCCAAGGAUUGAGGAUAGCCCCUCCUGAAGCUCCAGCAACUGGCUACAUGUUUGGCAAGGGAAUCUACUUUGCUGACUUGGUCAGCAAAAGUGCUCAGUAUUGUUGUACUGAUAAGAAAAAUCCUACGGGCUUAAUGCUUCUAAGUGAAGUUGCCUUAGGAGAGGUUUAUGAGCUCAAGAAGGCCACAUAUAUGGAUAAACCCCCUGAAGGGAAACACUCAACUAAAGGGCUUGGCAAGAAGAUACCUUUGGAAUCAGAAUAUGUAAAGUGGAGGAAUGGAGUAGUUGUGCCAUGUGGCAAACCAGUGACAUCAAAAGCUAAAGCAUCAGAUUUGAUGUAUAAUGAGUACAUCGUCUAUAAUACAGCUCAAGUUAAGAUGCAAUUCUUACUGAAGGUGAGGUUUCAUCACAAGAGGUGAGACUGCUCUGGCCUCUUCUGAUGGAUAGCUUGAAGGUAUGAUUAUGUGGAAAGUGUGAGUUGGUCUUUUUGGUUUGGGCAUCGAUUCUUCCUGGUGAAUGGUUUGAGUAAUAUGCAUGGUAGUUGGCUACCAAAACUUGUACCAGAUAAUUUCGUGUGUUCCAUGACUCUACUUCUCAACAUAUCAGAUCUCAUUUUGCUUUGUCCCUUUUUGGAGAUCUGAGAGUGAUGAGAAUGGCUUAUGUAAAUAGCAGAAAUUAUGUAUGGAAUCCCAAAUACUUUCAGCUGAUAUUUAUAUUGGGUUCAAUCUUAUUGCUUUCUUUUCUCAA
Diospyros lotus (date-plum) is the source of this 3490-nucleotide messenger RNA. Its product is annotated as poly [ADP-ribose] polymerase 1. Gene Ontology annotation, molecular function: NAD+ poly-ADP-ribosyltransferase activity; DNA binding; zinc ion binding. The transcript is spliced from 20 exons. Gene Ontology annotation, cellular component: nucleus. Lineage: Eukaryota; Viridiplantae; Streptophyta; Magnoliopsida; Ericales; Ebenaceae. The record is from RefSeq and is a predicted model, not a curated record.